AAAGGAAGACAACAACCAUGCUGCAUUUACUAGGUGUCAAUUUGCCUGACAGAAAGCUAGUGAGCACUGCUUUGCAAUAUUUUUACGGCAUUGGACCAACUAGCUCUAGCAAGAUAUGUGAUCAACUUUCCAUUCACAAACAAUGCAAACUGGCCGAAUUAUCGGAAGCACAAAUCAACUCUUUGUCUAACGUAUUGGCGAAUAUGAACAUUGAAACCGAUCUUAAGCGAGAAGUGCGCGACCAUGUCAUGCACCAUCGUAGCAUCAACACCUACGCUGGACGUCGCCAUGCUAUGAGCUUACCAGUUCGUGGUCAAAGAACGCGGAACAACGCAAAGACCGCUAAAAAGUUGAAUGGAAGAUGGGUUCAAAGAAGAAUGUUCAGCUCAUUAUCAACUGAAUCAUUCCCUAGUGUUCAAUCCCCUUUGGAACGUUUCUUCAAUACCAAAUUUUUCUAGACGUUUUGUAGUGUAUCAAUAAAUAUAUAGACGCGUUUGUACAGUCCA
Umbelopsis ramanniana AG is the source of this 506-nucleotide messenger RNA. RefSeq lists its product as uncharacterized. Gene Ontology annotation, cellular component: small ribosomal subunit; ribosome; mitochondrion. The coding region runs from base 18 to 458 and encodes 146 amino acids. The transcript is spliced from 3 exons. Gene Ontology annotation, molecular function: RNA binding; structural constituent of ribosome. The record is from RefSeq and is a predicted model, not a curated record. Lineage: Eukaryota; Fungi; Mucoromycota; Umbelopsidomycetes; Umbelopsidales; Umbelopsidaceae. Gene Ontology annotation, biological process: translation.